AUGGCAGAGAACAAUAAGGAUUUAAAAUAACUUAAGAUCAAAACAGCAGCUCUCAAAAGAAUUCAAAAAGAAUUUUUUGGUUAUUAAAAGGAAGAGUUGAAAUAAAAUGAAAGAAUUUAAAAGCUUAAAGACUAAAAUGCUGAUGAGGCAGAUAUCAAAAAAUAAGAAGAAGUUCUAUAAGAAACUGUAUAAAUGUAUCCAAAUAUUAUUGGAAGACUCGUUGAAUCUGUGACAGAACUCUAAGGUUGGCUAGAUGGAAAAAUAAAUGAUCCCUUGAUUGAUACCAGUGAUGAAAAGACAAAGGCCCUAGAAGCAAUAGUUGAGGCCUAAGAGUUUUUGGUAGCAAAUAACCCAGCUCAAUGAAUAUUUUAAAUCUUAUUAGCAAUGAAUGUAUCUAAUAUAUACGAUUAAUUACACGC
Molecule: messenger RNA, 419 nt
Organism: Paramecium tetraurelia
Lineage: Eukaryota; Ciliophora; Oligohymenophorea; Peniculida; Parameciidae
Exons: 3
Biological process (GO): tubulin complex assembly; post-chaperonin tubulin folding pathway
Cellular component (GO): cytosol; microtubule cytoskeleton
Molecular function (GO): beta-tubulin binding
Source: RefSeq, a predicted model, not a curated record